UCUCAGAAUCCUCCACGCCGUAGAGCUCGUGCUCUCUGUCAAUUCGGCUCGUGUCGCCUUCAUCCCCUCGCUCCUCCCUCCAGGCGUCAUUCCUCUCCUCUAUUUCCGACAAUGUCUGCUCUUCGUCUCUUCCGACCCGCCUCGCGCCUCCUUUCCUCUCAGCGGUCUGCCUGCAGGGCUUCCGCUUUCCAGCCCGCCGCCUCUCUGCCUACGCUCUUGAACCGAAGAACAUAUGCUACCCCCAGCGGCGUCAAGGAUGUCACCGUCAGAGAUGCGCUGAAUGAGGCAUUGGCCGAGGAGCUGGAGAGCAACCCCAAGGUCUUCAUCAUGGGUGAGGAGGUUGCGCAGUACAACGGAGCUUACAAGGUCACCAAGGGUCUUCUCGACAGAUUCGGUGAGAAGCGUGUCAUUGACAGCCCUAUCACUGAGGCUGGUUUCUGUGGUCUUACUGUCGGUGCUGCCCUGGCUGGCCUGCACCCUGUGUGCGAGUUCAUGACCUUCAACUUUGCCAUGCAAGCCAUUGAUCAGAUUAUCAACUCGGCAGCCAAGACCCACUACAUGUCUGGUGGUAUCCAGCCUUGCAACAUCACCUUCCGUGGACCCAACGGUUUCGCUGCUGGUGUCGCCGCUCAGCACUCCCAGGACUACUCGGCAUGGUACGGUAGCAUUCCCGGUCUUAAGGUUGUCGCUCCCUGGAGCGCAGAGGACGCCAAGGGUCUUCUCAAGGCCGCCAUCCGUGACCCCAACCCCGUCUGCGUUCUCGAGAACGAGCUCAUGUACGGUGUCUCCUUCCCUAUGAGCGAGGAGGCUCAGAAGGAUGACUUUGUUAUUCCCUUCGGCAAGGCCAAGAUUGAGCGUCCUGGCAAGGACCUCACCAUUGUCACCCUCUCCCGCUGCGUCGGCCAGUCUCUCACCGCUGCCGAGCAGAUGAAGCAGAAGUACGGUAUCGACGCCGAGGUUCUCAACCUCCGUUCGAUCAAGCCCAUGGACGUCGAGGCCAUCAUCAAGUCGGUCAAGAAGACUGGCCACCUGAUGACCGUUGAGUCUGGUUUCCCUGCCUUUGGCGUUGGUUCCGAGAUCUUGGCCCUCGCCAUGGAGUACGGUUUCGACUACCUCAACGCCCCUGCUGUCCGUGUCACUGGUGCCGAGGUCCCCACUCCCUACGCCGCCAAACUCGAGGAGAUGGCCUUCCCUACCGAGGAGCUUAUCAGCAACUACGCCGCUAAGCUGCUCAAGGCAUAAAGGUGCUCGGAUGAUAUCAAAUAGGUUGCGUCAACAAGAAUCAUUUAUUCGUCCAAAUGUGUUUGGGAAAGGCAAAGUGGACGGCCGAAAUAAAUAAAUUGUAUUUAUACUAUACACUUUUUACGUCAUUAUAGGUGUCCAUCUGAGCAUGGUGUCGUGUGUAUAAUUUUUUAUUUCCUUGAAAACUCCUCCCGGCGAAAAACGCCGGCAUCUCGUGCGAAACCUGUUUGAUAUUUGAUUUGAGAACAUGAAUAUGCUUUGCACCGUAUCUCAACUACCCUUUCUCCAUAAAUCCA
This is a messenger RNA of Xylona heveae TC161, 1538 nucleotides long. RefSeq names its product pyruvate dehydrogenase E1, beta subunit. The record is from RefSeq and is a predicted model, not a curated record. Gene Ontology annotation, biological process: pyruvate decarboxylation to acetyl-CoA. The transcript has 6 exons. Gene Ontology annotation, molecular function: pyruvate dehydrogenase (acetyl-transferring) activity. NCBI's taxonomy places the organism in Eukaryota, Fungi, Ascomycota, Xylonomycetes, Xylonales, Xylonaceae. Bases 112 to 1242 code for a protein of 376 amino acids.